UCUUUUUUUUUUUUCACCGUUAUUUCAAUCCAGUUUCCCUCUUCUUCUAUGUCAAGCAUUUUCUGUUCUCUAUAUCUUUAAAACUGCGUCUACUUCGAGUUUAUCGAAAUUGUGGGGAGUAGUGGGGGGACUUCCAAUUUUUGUUUCUUCUUGGAUCAACAGAGAUGGCCGUGGAAUUGAUGAUGAGAUACGGUGGUGCUGGCAAUAGUUUUACAGGGAAAGUGGAGGAAUCUGCUUUGAAAGAGGCUGCGACUGCUGGGAUCCAAGGUGUUGGAGAAUUGAUCAGAUUGAUGUCUAAAACUCAACAGCUUUACAAUCAAGAUAUUUCUUCUAAAACUUCUCCUCCUUCAGGUUCAGAGCCAGAUAUGGAACUCCAAGCUGUUACAGAUAAGACUGUUAAUUCCUUCAAGAAGGUUAUAUCCUUACUGGAUCGACCCAGGACCGGUCAUGCUCGAUUUAGACGUGCUCCUCUUAGUCCUCUCGAACAAGAGGGGAAAAAUCAACAAGAAGAUGCACGACAACCUCGGCAGAAGAUUCAAGAGUUGGGGAAUUCUUCCCUUCAAGUAGCCAAAGAUCAGGUGUCUGCUUUUAAACCUUUCUGUUCAACCCCAAGUCGUAGAUUGCCUCAUUUUCCUUACAAUCACCACCAGAGUAAAAGCAGUGCUGUUUUGGUGCCAAAGACUGGUCUUUUGGAGAUAAAAGAAGCGCCCAGUACCAUCACUUUCUCAUCUCCGCCUCCUUUGUCUGCUGGGAAUUCUUUUAUGUCUUCAUUGACAGGGGAUACGGAUAGCAUGUAUCCAUCCUUAUCUUCUGGCUUCCAAUUCGCUAGUCCUUCCCAUGUCCAUUCUUCUGGUAAACCGCCUUUAUCUUCAUCUUUGAAAAGGAAGUGCAAUUCCAUGGACGAUGCCGCUCUCAAGUGUGGGUCAUCCUCUGGCCGUUGCCACUGCUCCAAGAAAAGAAAAUCAAGAGUGAAGAGAGUGAUCAGAGUUCCGGCUAUUAGCAACAAGAUGGCCGAUAUUCCCCCCGAUGAUUAUUCCUGGAGAAAGUAUGGCCAGAAACCAAUCAAGGGUUCUCCUCAUCCGAGGGGAUAUUACAAGUGUAGCAGUGUAAGAGGCUGCCCUGCAAGGAAACAUGUAGAGCGAGCUCUAGAUGACCCAAUGAUGCUAAUUGUAACCUAUGAAGGAGAUCACAAUCAUAGGCAGAACAUCUCUGACUCCCCAGCAGCUUUGGUCCUGGAGUCAUCUUAGUCCUUCUACUAAAUUAAACCAAACCCUGCCAGGGAAAUCUUAAAAAGUCAGGCUAGCUGUAGGGUUGUUCAUAGUCAGCUGUUAAGAAGAAAAAAAAGGCUAAAAGAGUAGGGGAUUGUGGAUUUGGUGGGUUCUUUUCAUCUAUUUACUUAUUAAAGUUUUUAUACUGGAUUACCAACAUUUUUGUUCAUUUCAUGGAUACCAUACGGUGGAUGUUGCUGAGGAUGCUAUCACUUUAAUUUGCUCCAA
Messenger RNA from Hibiscus syriacus, 1496 nucleotides. Its product is annotated as probable WRKY transcription factor 7. Bases 165 to 1247 code for a protein of 360 amino acids. Gene Ontology annotation, molecular function: DNA-binding transcription factor activity; sequence-specific DNA binding. The transcript has 4 exons. The record is from RefSeq and is a predicted model, not a curated record. Gene Ontology annotation, biological process: regulation of DNA-templated transcription. NCBI's taxonomy places the organism in Eukaryota, Viridiplantae, Streptophyta, Magnoliopsida, Malvales, Malvaceae.